AUGUGCAAGCAGCCUAAGCCCAAUGCUGGGAGCAGCAACUCUAGGCAGGUGGUUAUUGGAUACUACGAAGGAUGGAAUAUGAACAAGAAGUGUGGUAGCAUGACACCAGAAGAAAUACCGGUGCACAGCCUCACUCAUUUGAUCUUCUCCUUUGGCUUCAUAGCACCUGGAACCUUCAAGAUUGAGCCAAUGUCGGAUUUCCAGCCCUCUCUAUUUGGUCGAGUGACAGACCUUAAAUUGAAGAAGUCGUCACUCAAGGUCCUCAUUGCUCUUGGUGGUUGGACCCAUAAUGAUCCUGGCAAAUACCAAAAGGUGUUCUCUGACAUGGCUGCUAGUGCAGCGAAUCGCAAGACUUUCAUCUCGAAUCUCAUUGGAUUCAUGGCCGAGUAUGGCUUUGAUGGUGUCGAUCUGGACUGGGAGUACCCUGGUGCGCCAGAUCGAGGUGGCAUUCCUGAGGACGGCGAAAAUCUUAACAAGUUGAUGAAAGAGAUGAAGGAUGCCAUGGGAUCCCGAUACAUUCUCACAUUCACAGCACCAACCUCGUACUGGUACCUGCGUCAUUUUGAUAUCAAGAAAAGUGCAGAAAUCGCCGACUGGAUUAAUCUCAUGUCGUAUGAUCUCCACGGAGUGUGGGAUAGCGACAACCCAAUCGGCAAUCAGAUUCUUGGCCAUACCAACUUGACUGAGAUUGAUCUCGCACUCGAUUUGCUUUGGAGGAAUGAUGUUUCGCCUUCAAAAAUUGUUCUCGGUACGGGUUUCUAUGGUAGAAGCUUUCGUCUCGAGGAUCCAAAGUGCUGGACUCCAGGAUGCAAGUUCAGUGGGCCUGGAGAGAAGGGCGAAUGUACUGCCACAGAGGGGUUCCUUUCCUACAAAGAGGUAAAAGACAUCCUGGCAAAGACUAAAGCGAAGCCCAAGUUAGAUAAGGAUGCGGCCGUGCAGUACCUCACGUACGGACAAAACAGCUGGAUAUCGUAUGACGACCCGGCCACGAUACAAAUGAAGGUCGACUUCGCAAACAAACGCGGCCUAAAAGGACUCAUGACUUGGGCAAUCGAUAUCGACGACGAGAAGGGCGACCUCAUCCGAGCGCUGACAGGG
This is a messenger RNA of Bipolaris oryzae ATCC 44560, 1098 nucleotides long. RefSeq names its product glycoside hydrolase family 18 protein. NCBI's taxonomy places the organism in Eukaryota, Fungi, Ascomycota, Dothideomycetes, Pleosporales, Pleosporaceae. Gene Ontology annotation, biological process: carbohydrate metabolic process. The annotation marks the transcript as partial. The record is from RefSeq and is a predicted model, not a curated record. The transcript has 5 exons. Gene Ontology annotation, molecular function: chitin binding; hydrolase activity, hydrolyzing O-glycosyl compounds.